AAUCGCCUCCGUUCAGCUGCAGUAGACGGGAAGAACAUGUCACGGAAGGAACGUGACGGCGUCCGGUGCGAAGCGGUUUUGUUGUGUUCUUGGAAGCGGGAUUCAUAGUGAGUGCAUUGGAAACUACUGGUCUAACGUUUCGUGACGAUCGGAUCCUUUCCAAUCAGUUAGUACCGAAAGGUGAAACGAAGUUGCUAGUCGAACCACCGGUGUUUGGGUGGGUGUUGCUCGCUUGUGUUGUUUCUGCCUGUACCAAAACGAAUGCCAUGAACUAUCAACAGGACUCGGAAGUUUGUGUGCGUAGAAACUUUAGUGUGAAAGUGUGAAAGCUUCGGAGAGCAUCACGACACGUGCACCGUCCGAUAUAAUACAUGUGCCGCUCUCCAGUGAACUCCAGUGAGCAACAACGCUAUCAGCUCGCGGCACAGAUUUGUAGCAAGGGCAACACCGGCAGUAGCAGUUUCUAUUAUUGUUGAUCAAUUGGGCAAUCAGUGAGAAUAGUGCGAUACGAAGUGGUCGUACGAUUAUUGCAGUGUGUUCAAAAAUAGCCCACCGGUUGUUGAGGAGUGCCAUUGUCGCCGGCGGUGGAACUGAAGCAGCGAACCAGGAGAGGGAGGAGCAGUUUAUCAAUUGAAUUAAAUGUGUAGACCAAUUUAGGGCCAAUUUAGUCGCGUCGUGUCUGCCAAACUGCGAACGAAAACAAUAUCGAAGCGAAGAUGACCACCACCAACAGCGAGCUGCUGGGGCUUGCCUUCAUGGCAUUCUUCAUCAUCACACUCUCCUCAACCGCCCGGUAUUAUUUCAAAUUCUUCUGCUUCGUGAUACUGUCGGUGGUAUGUGCCGUGGGACCAGUUCCGUUCAUGCUUCUCCGGCCACGGGACUACCGGAAUGCCUUAUUGCCCGCCUAUCUGUGUACUAUGUUUGGGAAAAUGCUUGGCGCCUCGUUCGAAGUUCGCGGCAAGGAAAACGUUAACCGACAGCACGGAGGGGUUGUCCUAAUGAAUCACCAAAGUGCGCUGGACCUAGUCGUGCUGGCCUAUUUAUGGCCCAUCGUAGGACGAGCGACGGUGGUGGCAAAGAAGGAGGUCCUGUACAUGUUUCCAUUUGGACUGGCCAGCUGGCUAUGGGGGACCCUGUUUAUCGAUCGAAAAAAUCAGAGCUCAGCCAAGACGGCCAUCAAUAAGGAAUCGAAGGCCAUCAAUGAUAAGCAGGCGAAAAUUCUAUUCUUCCCAGAAGGAACCCGAGGCAACGGAGACAGCUUGCUUCCAUUCAAGAAAGGAUCCUUCCACGUUGCAAUUGAAGCACAAGGCUACAUCCAGCCCGUGGUGGUUUCCAAGUAUCACUUUCUGAAUUCAAAGGCGAAAAUUUUCAAUCGAGGCCAAAAUAUCAUCAAAAUUCUACCGGAAAUUUCCUGUGCUGGCAUGACCAAGGAGGACAUGCCUCGAUUGAUGGACCGGGUCUACAAACUGAUGCAAAUCGAGUACGAAACACUCAGUGAUGAAUCGCUGGCGAUUAAUAAUCUCAGCAAGAGUCUUUAAAUUCCACCAUCGAAAAUGGAACGCGUAAAACGCUACAAAAAAACUGUAAACGAAGUAAAAGACUUUUGAACUCUUGUUCACGUCUGAGUGGGGUAUUAAUUUCCAGGAAAACUGGUUAGCAAACACGCUCCUUUAUCCACCGCAGCUUUUCAUCCAUGAUGGUCCUUUUCCGCAAAGGAAUGGGAAAUCAAAGGAACGACGCACCUUUAGCCGUAGAAUUGAAGAAAUGAAGAGGCUUUCCAUCCCUCAGUCAGCUCUGAUGAAUAGUGCCCUAUCUUUGCAGCCACAGAACCACCCAUCCUUUUCUAAUGGGACUAGUUUUUAAGGAAAAUUAGCACAAAGCAAGAAUGAUUGCUCAAAGAAUUAAUCUUCCCCGCCUGGACCGAGUAGGAACAAAAUUGAACUGGAGCCUCCGAAACAUUUAAUUUUCCCAAAGAAUUUAUUCGUUAGGCUAGAGUAGAACGCGAAUGGGGUUUUAAGGAAUGUUUUAUUUUUUCUGUGAAUAGCACGAAGUAAGAUUAGAGCAAAUAAAUUAAAAACAUCGUGUCUUAACAUUGCAAUGAAUGGACGGGUAGUGAUACAACUCUGGAAUGGUAGUAGAUUUCUGUGCGAAUUGUGACCAGUGAGAAAUAUUCCUCAGAUGGAUCGGUAAGAAUGUAAGAUUUACUGCAUAAUUGAUCUUUAUAUAUGCGUCUUUGAUUCUGUAUAUAGAUAAACAAACAACUGAAAACAAUAUUCCUAAAAAGCUACAUCUAUUUAGAGUGGUGAAAUUUUAGCAAUAAACAAAUAUAUGGUACAUGUGAUACACGUUUAAUAACAUUUCUAGAAGUGAAUACAAAACCAAAUGAAA
Ochlerotatus camptorhynchus is the source of this 2388-nucleotide messenger RNA. It is a transcript of the gene Agpat2, whose product is annotated as 1-Acylglycerol-3-phosphate O-acyltransferase 2. Gene Ontology annotation, cellular component: endoplasmic reticulum; membrane. The record is from RefSeq and is a predicted model, not a curated record. The transcript has 6 exons. Bases 717 to 1538 code for a protein of 273 amino acids. Gene Ontology annotation, biological process: phosphatidic acid biosynthetic process. Lineage: Eukaryota; Metazoa; Arthropoda; Insecta; Diptera; Culicidae. Gene Ontology annotation, molecular function: 1-acylglycerol-3-phosphate O-acyltransferase activity.